This is a messenger RNA of Lemur catta (Ring-tailed lemur), 3617 nucleotides long. It is a transcript of the gene NCAM2, whose product is annotated as neural cell adhesion molecule 2. Gene Ontology annotation, cellular component: membrane. The transcript has 18 exons. Gene Ontology annotation, molecular function: protein binding. The coding region runs from base 255 to 2768 and encodes 837 amino acids. Lineage: Eukaryota; Metazoa; Chordata; Mammalia; Primates; Lemuridae. The record is from RefSeq and is a predicted model, not a curated record. Gene Ontology annotation, biological process: cell adhesion.
GCCGCGGCGGCCGCUGCUGCUGCUGCUGCUGCUGCUGCUGCUUCUGCCGCCGCUGCCGCCGCCGCCGCCUGGAUAUAGUGCGGCAGGAGCGGAGCUUGCAGUCACUUUGCGAGGAGGAGCGCGCGGGCUGCGGGCGGCUGGGGCACCCGGGAGCGGCGGCGGCUCUAGCGGAGGCGGCCGGGGCAGCGGAAGGUUCUCUCUCCAGGGCUGGACUUAAUAACUUUGAAACUGUCCACCGGUGUCACGUCCUGAACAUGAGCCUCCUCCUCUCCUUCUACCUGCUCGGGUUGCUUGUCAGUAGCGGGCAAGGUCUUCUUCAAGUGACAAUUUCACUCAGCAAAGUAGAGCUCAGUGUGGGAGAAUCUAAAUUCUUCACAUGUACAGCAAUUGGUGAACCUGAGAGUAUAGACUGGUAUAAUCCUCAAGGAGAGAAGAUAAUUUCAACCCAGAGGGUAGUGGUGCAAAAGGAAGGCGUUAGGUCACGAUUAACCAUUUACAACGCAAAUAUAGAAGAUGCAGGGAUAUAUCGUUGUCAAGCAACAGACGCCAAAGGACAGACACAAGAAGCUACAGUAGUUUUGGAAAUUUACCAAAAACUCACUUUCAGAGAAGUGGUAUCUCCACAAGAAUUCAAACAAGGAGAGGAUGCAGAAGUUGUUUGCCGAGUUAGCAGCUCACCUGCUCCUGCUGUCAGCUGGUUGUAUCAUAAUGAGGAAGUCACCGCUAUUUCCGACAACCGGUUCGCUAUGUUAGCAAACAAUAAUCUGCAGAUUCUCAACAUCAAUAAGAGUGAUGAAGGUAUAUACAGGUGUGAAGGAAGAGUGGAAGCACGGGGAGAAAUUGACUUUCGUGAUAUCAUUGUUAUUGUUAAUGUGCCGCCAGCAAUCACAAUGCCUCAGAAAUCCUUUAACGCCACAGCAGAGCGAGGAGAAGAGAUGACAUUUUCCUGCAGGGCCUUGGGCUCUCCUGAACCCUCCAUCUCCUGGUACAGGAACGGCAAGCUCAUUGAAGAAAAUGAAAAGUACAUAUUGAAAGGAAGCAAUACAGAACUCACUGUCAGAAACAUAAUUAAUAGUGAUGGGGGUCCUUAUGUCUGCAGGGCCACAAAUAAGGCAGGAGAAGAUGAAAAGCAGUCAUUCCUCCAAGUCUUUGUACAGCCUCACAUAAUACAGCUUAAAAAUGAGACUACGUACGAGAAUGGUCAAGUCACACUCAUAUGUGAUGCAGAAGGGGAGCCUAUUCCAGAAAUCACUUGGAAAAGAGCCGUGGAUGGCAUCACAUUUUCUGAAGGCGAUAAGAGCCCAGACGGCCGUAUUGAAGUCAAAGGGCAGCAUGGAAGCUCAUCACUGCAUAUUAAAGAUGUGAAGUUGUCAGAUUCAGGGAGAUAUGACUGUGAAGCUGCAAGUAGAAUUGGAGGGCACCAAAAGAGCAUGUACCUUGAUAUUGAAUAUGCUCCGAAGUUUAUAUCAAACCAAACGAUUUAUUACUCUUGGGAAGGAAAUCCUAUCAAUAUAAGUUGUGAUGUGAAAUCAAAUCCACCAGCAUCAAUCCACUGGAGAAAAGAAAAAUUAGUCUUACCGGCUAAAAACACCACCAAUUUAAAGACAUAUAGUAUAGGAAAAAAGAUGAUAUUAGAGAUUGCACCUACAUCUGACAAUGACUUCGGACGAUAUAAUUGCACAGCCACUAACCGCAUAGGAACAAGAUUUCAAGAAUAUAUCCUUGCUUUGGCUGAUGUGCCAUCCAGUCCCUAUGGAGUGAAGAUUAUAGAGCUGUCACAGACCACAGCCAAGGUUUCUUUCAACAAACCGGACUCCCACGGAGGUGUGCCUAUUCAUCACUAUCAGGUGGAUGUCAAAGAAGUGGCGUCAGAGAUCUGGAAAAUAGUACGCUCCCAUGGAGUUCAAACAAUGGUUGUUUUGAGCAACCUGGAACCAAAUACAACUUAUGAAAUCAGGGUUGCAGCUGUAAAUGGAAAGGGACAAGGAGACUACAGUAAAAUAGAAAUUUUCCAAACAUUACCAGUCCGUGAACCAAGUCCUCCAUCCAUACAUGGACAGCCAAGCAGUGGGAAGAGCUUUAAACUCAGUAUCACCAAACAGGAUGAUGGAGGGGCCCCUAUUUUGGAAUACAUAGUGAAAUAUAGAAGUAAAGAUAAGGAAGACCAAUGGUUAGAGAAAAAAGUUCAAGGAAAUAAAGAUCACAUCAUUUUGGAGCAUCUACAGUGGACAAUGGGUUAUGAAGUUCAAAUUACAGCUGCCAACAGAUUGGGAUAUUCUGAACCAACCGUUUAUGAGUUCAGCAUGCCACCAAAGCCCAACAUUAUUAAAGACACACUUUUUAAUGGUCUUGGGCUUGGAGCAGUCAUUGGCCUUGGAGUUGCUGCACUUCUGCUAAUCCUAGUGGUAACAGACGUCAGCUGCUUUUUUAUUCGGCAAUGCGGGUUAUUGAUGUGCAUCACCAGGAGAAUGUGUGGAAAGAAAAGUGGCUCCAGUGGCAAAAGUAAAGAACUGGAAGAAGGAAAAGCUGCAUAUCUGAAAGAUGGAUCAAAAGAACCAAUAGUAGAGAUGAGAACAGAGGAUGAAAGAAUUACUAAUCAUGAAGAUGGCAGCCCAGUAAAUGAACCAAAUGAAACCACACCACUAACAGAACCUGAAAAAUUGCCUUUAAAAGAAGAAAAUGGGAAAGAAGUUCUAAAUCCAGAAACUAUAGAAAUUAAAGUUUCUAAUGAUAUCAUCCAAUCAAAAGAAGAUGACAGCAAAGCAUAACGACAAUACUACAGCAGCUUGAACACCACUACAAAGAGCAUUUGGAUUGCAGUGACCCUAUGACCAAAACUAUUCCAUUGACCUUAAUUUCUUGGGAAACUUCUAGCUUGGAAUAGCUUGUACACAUAUACAUAUGAUCAAAAUACUCCUGCCCAUGGUCCAUUUCCUUUCAUUGUCGUUGUUGUUGUUAAUUUUGUUAAGAAUUUCAAUAUAGAGACCUGACUGGCACCAACUCGGGUAUUUAAUUUGAUUCUAUGGCUGACGUACUGCAAUUUGUUAUUUGGCUAAAAUGCUCUAUUUCUUCAGAACUAUAUUUCUUAACACCAACAAAUAUAGUUCAACGUCUCUAACAAAUAGAGGUUUAAGAUACAAAACAAAACAAAACAAAAGCUUUGUGAGCUACAUGUAUAAAAAAGCCCUGCAUGUUUAUGAACGUAUCUAGGGCAAAUAGAUUUUUAAAGUGGCUUUUAGCUUAAGAUGAAGGCAGUUAAUAAAGAUUAUACUUUUUAUCAGGGGAAUUUCAGGGAAUACGGGCUUGAAGGAGCCAGUUGUCUUAAGCGGAUAUUAAAAAUUGAGAAGAACUUUGGAGAUUUCUUUUCAAGUUAUGAUUCAGUACAUUUUCAACAUUGAUUUUUGAUAGACUGAAGUGCCAGAUCAAAAUUGUUACCCAUUUGAAAGAAUAUACAUUGUGUGUAAAAUUAGAUUAGAAAGAUUACCUAAAUCUCUCUUUAUAUGUGUCAUAUUCAUUCAUAAUGGAUUACACAAAAAAUAAAUGUAUUGCAAGUGAAAAUAAUAUUGAUUUCUGCCCUCAGCUUCAAAUAAAAUAAAUUGAAAUGGGAACAAUAUCAA